This is a messenger RNA of Bacillus rossius redtenbacheri, 10410 nucleotides long. RefSeq lists its product as uncharacterized. The transcript has 3 exons. The coding region runs from base 4040 to 6685 and encodes 881 amino acids. NCBI's taxonomy places the organism in Eukaryota, Metazoa, Arthropoda, Insecta, Phasmatodea, Bacillidae. The record is from RefSeq and is a predicted model, not a curated record.
AGUACUUAAUAUUUACUAGAUGCAAUCCAUAAAUUCUACAAGAAGUUUAUUUUGCAAAUUUAUCUAAGGUUAGAGAUAAUAAUUAUAAUGACUACAAUAAGAAAUAGGAUUUCAUCGUAAGCUAUACAUACAUAUUUACAGUCAAUUUAAUUCUAACAUUAAUGUAUGCCUUGAUGCAUUUGAUUAUUGUUUAUUACUUUUCCAAUAUUUGUAUCCAUCAAGUAACUAGCACUUUUGUUCUGAUGAUAUUUUUGAUCACCUAGUGAGAGGUGUAUUCAUUUUAGCCUUCGCCGAAAGGUUCCUAAAUUAAGUUGUUGUGGUGUAGGUAAAUUAACCACAUUUUUUUAUAAGCUAGUACGGAGAUGAUGAUUGACUAGGACGUCAAGUGCAUUUAUUUACGUUGACGAUAUUAACCAGUAACUGAACUGUAUAUUCAUAGUUUCUCAGACUGUAUUGAGUGUUAACUAAUUUUGUAUUAUUUUUUCAAUAAGAUUUCUAAUUUGUUUUAUUUUCAUUAAGAAUUAAAUUUUUUUUCACUGUACAGCUACGUAAACAAUUUGAGCACAGUAGCUGAUACCUUUGUGCAUCUAGAUAUUUAAAGUUUUUUUUUUUGAUUCUAUUAAGGCUAAGAUCCUUAGUUUUGCAGCCUCCAAGAAAAUUAUUUCUCCCAUGAAUAUCGUAGUAGAUAAAAAAAUUAAUAAACAGUAGAAUUGUAAAUAAAACUUUGAAUUUUGUAAAUAUGAUGAAAAUUUUCUCAAAAAAUUCUUUAUUUAAUUUUAAUUUAGAAAUUUUCAAAACUAAAUAUUAGGUAUAUAUUUAAACGGUACACGGCUGUUACUUUGCACACAACUUAAAGGAGGUACAAUGAACAAUUCUUCGGUUUAAUUUUUUUAAUACAACGUACAGAAUUUAAAUAAUCUGAGUACAAAAUAUUGUGAUUUAACUGUCACUUGCCGCUGAUGAAAGGAACGAGUUCAACAGUUUGCCGCUAGAGCUCCGGUUAGUUCCGAGUUUACUCACUAGAUGCCUCGAAUAUCGCAGGAGUUCAGGCGGGAAUAUUAUCGCUUCGAAACGGUCAAAACACAACACUAGUAUCAGCAAUAGUAAGUGGACGUGUAUUUAAAAUGAAGCACAGCAGGAAAUGGAAAGAAGCCCAUCGACGCCAACUUGAGUAAGUAUUUUUAUGUACUUGUUCUACAUUGUAAUCACAUAUUGUAUUUUUUUUUCCCCGGAAAAGUAAUUCCAGUCCAUUCAUAUGUAUAUAUUUAUGUUAUAUAUAUUUAUAUUAUUAGCCGUUUUAUUGGUUUAGAGUUUAAAGAAUUUAUUAAUUUAUAACUAGCGGUAAUUUUUUUUUAAAUAAUUACAUUACCCUUUUCUUGUACAUACUGUGUUGGUGUUAAAAUCAAUGGCAUUAUAUUAAAAAUCCCUUUCGCCCGUAUAUUUUGUAGUAUUUAUUUAUUUGAUAAAGGUUUGAGAUAGUAUUUCGAAUUUUUAUAAAAAAUUAAGACGUAUAUAUUAUAUAGCGUAGUUACUCAAACAAUGAUUUUUUUUUGUUAUUUCACCCAUUGCAGUGAUGCUUGGUUAUAUAAAAAUUUAAAAAUAUGAAUAUUCUUUUAAUGUGAUACAUGUUUCCUAGUAACUGCAACACCUCAAAUUAAAUAACAAAUUGAUAUAGCAAUGAAAGAGAUUGUGUUUAUUCAAUAUUUCCCCAUAGUUUUUUGCUAUAGCGAAAAUUAAGGAUAACUCUGCAAUGAUUGGGUGUAUCUAAAAUUGUUUCAGACAAAAUUUUUUGAUAACGUUUAUAAGAUUUACAAACAGUUAGAACAUAUUCGAUGGUGUGCCUACUAAGGGAGCAAUGAUUUUUUUUUUGUCAAUUCCUGUUUAACCCCUGCAAAAAUGGUUCGUCUAAUCAAAAAUUGUUUCCGACAAAAGAUUUAGUUAAAAAAUUACAAGGUUUUUGAAGAAUUAUAACGGAUUCGAUAGUAUGCAUAAUAAGAGAGUUACGAUUUUUUUGGUCCGAAACACUUUAAUUUUUACACCCCUUGCAGUUAUGGUUGGUCGUAUCAAAAACUUAUUCAGACAAAAGUUCUUCCUAUUUUUUCCUUUAAGCUUUAUGUUCACACGGAUGCGAUAUGCAUCAUAUUAUGGAAGUUGUUGCGAUUUUUCUGUUAAAAAAAACCUUCCCCAUUUCUACCCCUAUGGACUGAUUUUGUCCAUUGACGAACUCGAUCGAGAUUUUCCAUUACUUGAUUUUAUGUAUCAGUUUGGAAUUGAUGUGCGAAAAAUUACGGCAGUUAUCGUGUUCAUAAAAUUGUGAUAUAUAUAUAUAUAUAUAUAUAUAUACACACACACACAUACAUACAUACAUACAUAUACAUAUAACUUUAGAACUGAUGAUGGUUAUGGGUUUCUUGGACUAUGAAACGUAAAACUACAUAAAAUCUUUCAGGAAGUCGCACCGCUGGUACGUUGAAAAUUCUAUAUUUUUUUUAAUGAUUUUUCCUUACGUAUUUGAAAUUUUCUAAAGAAAGUAAUGUAAAGAAUAAGAAUUAGAUACAAAAUGCACGUUUUAUAUGCCAUAAAAAAACAUUGGUGUGCUAAAACAAAAUGAAUGCAAACAAAACAAAUAUCGUAGCAGGACUGUAUUUGAUACGGGGGAGUUUAGACUAGGAAAUCAAAUUUGUAUAAAUGAGUGCAUACGUAUUAGUCCGCGGCAAUUAUUAUAUAGUUAUCGAUGGUUUUCAUGCAUUCUACGCGGCACAAACAUAUUAUGAAUUUUUAAACUUAAGUACUUACUUAAAAAUUCCAUUUGAGUUGUAACUGUUCGUUCUAACCUGGGAAAUACAACCUAAAUGACAAGACAAAUCAUAUUACAUGUCGUACAUCGUUCCAUUAAGUCAAAGUUUAUAGUAUAUUCCUAUAACAAAUGCGUAUAUAAAAUACAGUAUAUAAUGCACUAAAAACAAGCAGGCCAUUUAGAAAAAUUUUAUUUUCUGUUGACAGUUUACGUGCACAAAAACAUAACAUUUAAUCGUCUCUGGCACGUUAUGAGAUUAAGUUUAUUUUAGAUACUUCCUCUUUCGAAAAAAACAAACAAACAAUUUCGUCACAUACUGUUUUUUUCUUCUGAUUCCAGCAAUCCUUCAACUCAUUGUCUUACAGAAUACCAACAUUUCAUUACAAGUUUUUCGCUGAAAUGGCCCAUUAUUAAAUUAAAUCUUGACUAAUUUUAUAAAAAAAAUAUUUAACCAUAAUCAUGAUGAUAUCCGUGUAUGUAAACAGUUACGUAACACUACAAAUGUGAAAAUGUACCCACACACAAACGAAAUUUCGUUUUGUAGCAUAAAGAUUAAUACAGUAGAUAAAUAUUUUUCAAGUUUAGUUUUGUAAUAUUUACUUUUUAUUUCCGAAGGUACAACUACUGUUUGCAAAAAUAAUGAAAAAAAAUUAAGUACUAUUAAAGAGCAUCUACAGGUUUAAAAUUUGCCAAAUGUAAUACUAUAUGAAUUCUGAGCAACAUAUUAAGUUAUUGACAACAUCUUUUAUAGUUACGUAAAAUUCAGUAACAUGCUAAAGGUGGUUCAGAAUAGAAUUCAAAAUUCCAAAGACAGUUUAAGCAUUUUUAAAUACAAAUGCGUAAUUAAUCACAUAAAAAACAUGUUAGACAUUUUACCGUGCCACCUAUUGGUCGAAACUUAUGCUAUAAUGUGUAGUAAAUAAAUCAAAAUUUCCGCAAAAAUUGCUAUAAGUGCACCCAGAAAAAACCUUAAACAAUUCGAGAGUAAAAUCAACAAACAAAAACCACUUAACUCAGAAAUAUUUUAAAAAAUAUUACAGAUGAAAAUAGACAACAGAGAGAUUAAUGAUUAAUGGACUAAAUCUAGGCAAACAGCAGAUGAAUCACAAAAAAAAGAAGGGGGGGGGGGACAGGCUAUUUUUAAUUAAAUAGUUUCCUUUAAAUAAAUUUUUAAUAAAUCUUAAACUAGCAAACUUAAUGAAUAUUAAAGCAAAGGCAAAUUAAAAUUCUUUAACUACUCUAAUGAAUUAUAUUAUUUCACUUAGGCUUGCAACAUUAGCGAGAAAAAAGAAGAAGCUGGGGUUGACACAGAACCCUCUGCCUGCUGGUGAUGGUCCUGCAACACCAACCUUGCCAGAGAGCCCAGGCGGUGAAAGUUCGGUCCCCACAGUGCCAGAUGUAACCACCAUGGCGUCUUCAGUGGCGGCGUGUACAUCACGCAACACUGAUGACAGUACACAUACUCUGUCCGAUGACUAUCAAGGGAAUGAUGACCUUCCUCCGCUGAUAGUGGUUUACGAGCCUCCAUUGCCACAGACAGAUCCGGGACUCAGUAUGUUAGAGGGUCGAAUGAUGGUUGACGUUCGUCACUUCAUGGUGCAAUGCCGUCUUCUGGAGAGACACAGGUGUCCCAUUUCAUCUUCAGGAACAUAUUUUCUGGAAAGUGUCAACAGGUACGGUCUGCUGACAAAUUUUAAAUUUAAGUGCACUCACUGCAAUCAAGAGCAGCAGUUCAAAUCUGAGCCUGUGGAAUGCCUUCCAGUGGGAAGAAAAAGAAAAUGCAAAAUCGAUACCAACUUAGAUAUCAACGAUAAGAUUGUUUGGGGCGCAAUUUCGGUUGGUCUAGGCUACGGACCAUUGUAUGAACUAUUGUCACUAAUUGAUAUGCAUCCUAUGAGCCCGGGUUGCUUUUCUUAUCACGAGAACAGAAUCGGAGAGCACUGGAAGGCAAUGUUGCAGAAGGAAAUGGAAGAUGCUGCACUGGAAGAGUUCUCUAUGGCGAAAGAUGAUGGACGCAUCUGUAUGGUUGGAAAUGAGGAAUAUGCUUGGACCAUAGGAAUUUUGGAUGGAGGUUGGAGCCAAAGAUCCUAUGGUCAUAGGUAUUCUGCUAAGUCUGGAUGUGCUAUAAUAAUUGGCUUCUACACUAAGAAAUUGUUAUUCCUUGGUGUGAGAAACAAAUAUUGUACCGCAUGCAUUCGGAGCGAACGGAUGGAAAAGGAACCCACGCCUCACCUGUGUUUCCGGAACUGGACUGAUUCUUCCACUGCAAUGGAGGCAGACAUUAUAGUGGAAGGUUUCCGGUUCUGUGAAGCCAAGUACAAACUUCAAUUUAAGAAGUUUGUUGGUGAUGGGGAUUCAAGUGUGCAUGCAGCCAUAGUUGCAAAUGUUUCGUACGGAAGAGAUGUUGAAAAGAUUGAAUGUGCUAACCAUGUCGUGAAGAAUCUCAAAAAGAAUCUUUAUGCCAUAGCCAAGGGCAUCCAUAUGCGGCAUCUCAGCCAGUCGAAAAUCAAAGCCCUCUGUCGCUGUGCAAGAGGUUGUAUCAGCAACUGUGGGGGUGAUGCUAUGCUACUUCAAUCAACACUUCUAAAUGUGCCCAACCAUGUGUUUGGAGACCAUAAGUUAUGCAAUUUAGAUGUGUGUGAGAGAGCUGGUAAAACAGCAAAUCCCUGCAGUUAUGACGCAUUGCCUUGUGAAUUGAUUGUGGGAAUCAAACAAGCUUUUGACCGAGUGAGAGCAAAGUCACAAGCACUUGUAAUGGAUCUCACAACCAACCAAGCAGAAAUGUACAUGUCAUUAGUUGCAAGGAUGGCUGGCGGUAAGCAGAUAAACCGUUCACAGCAGGGGUCUUACAGCCGUAGGGCUACUGCUGCUGGUUUGUCUUUCCAACUUCGCUACAAAUGGCAUGGACAAACUAUGAAGGCGAUCACAGGUCACAGCCCUGGAGUGACUGUGAAGCGAUUAAUGGCAAAAAGACAGAAACAGCAGGCGAACUGUAGGCGAAGGUUGGAUAUGAAUCCGCAUGUACCACGGAAAUCGGAAUCAUUUAAACCACAGGGUGAUAAGAGCUAUGGUCCUCAUGCAACUCAGCCUCCAGCUUCUGGUCUUGAACUAGAAAUUCUGACUGAGUCUGUGAUGAGAAGCAUAGAGCUUACAGUGCAAGAAAGGAAUGAUCUGGAGGUGCAGACACGAGAUCAAGGAAGCAGUCAGUUGUGGAUGAAGGAGCGGAGAAAACGAGUCACUGCUUCCUUUUUCGGACGUGUCUGUAAAAUGAGGGAAAAUACUUCGUGUAAAGUGACAGUGGAAGCGAUUGUGUACAGUCGUGUAUUGGAGAAUGCUGCCACAAUACAUGGUCUAGCAAACGAGCGCAUAGCUGUCGCUUUAUACGAAGAACAAACAGGCCAUACUGUUAAACAAUGUGGUCUCUUCGUUGACCUUCAGCAUUGCUUUCUUGCAGCUUCUCCUGAUGGUUUAGUUGAUGAAGAUGGUUUGGUGGAGGUGAAAUGUCCAUACUCUGCAAGGGAACUUAACCCUUUAGAUGCAGCAAUGCAGCUGAAAACGUUCUUUUGCAGAGUUGUCGACGGCGAGCUUUGCUUGAAUCGCUCUCACAAUUACUACUAUCAAGUGCAAGGGCAAUUACACAUCACACGAAGAAAGUGGUGUGAUUUUGUCGUUUGGACAACGAAAGGCAUUUCAAUAGAAAGAAUUGUGAGAGAUGAUUGUUUCUGGCUUGAGAAAAUGGAGUCAAAAUUGUUGCGAUUUUUUAACAACUGCUUGUUGCCAGAGCUUGCUGAUCCAUGUCGUCCCAGGGGACAACCGAUUCGUGAGCCAGAAUAUAUUAUACAGGCACAAGAAAGUCGUUCAAAGAAACGCAAAAUUUCAGAUGUGUGAAUUUUGAGAGACAGAAAUUGUGUGGCUGACGAGAACUCUUUUUUUUAAUUUGAUACAGUGAUGCUUUAUAUCUGAUAAAAAAAUUCUAAUUAUUGUUUACUUCUCAUGCUUGUACAAAUUGAACAGUACUGUAAAUGUAUUUGAUGACAUAAGCAAUAGUAAGUUAUUAGCUGAUAUUGAAUACAAACAUUUUUUUUUCAUGACUACAAAAAAUAAGGUUCUCUGGUUGGCGAGUGAUUAUAUUAUACUAAUGUCAAAAAGAUGUUAUCGGGAAAAAAUAAAUGAAGUUAUUUUAUACCACUGAUUCACUACCCAUAAAAUCAAACUGUAACGUCUUUGCAACUAGUAUCUCAUACAAGAAAUAUAUAACAUAUUAGUGCUUCAUUUUGUAUAAAAAUAAAACACAUAUAUAAUAUCGGGAGACAGCCUUGAAAAUCGUGCAUAUCACCAACAUGGCCAAUCAGACUCACAGUCAUGUUUACGAUAGCAAGACAGCUAGCAAACCAGUUCAGUUUAUAUGCAGCUUAACUGAAAAAUUUAUUCAAUAUUUUCGGGGUGGUUUUACGCUCAAAAUUUAUACAAAACCAAAUCAGCAAUCCUUGUAUUAUCAUUUAUAAUACUACAAAAUAUCUUCCAUUUCCUUCGAAUUGUAUUGAGCACUAAAAUAUUGAUUUACUUUUGGCCCAGAUUUUAUUCGACGAUACUCUGUAGAGUUUAGCUUGUUUGCAUUCUUUAUUUAUUAGGUUUAAAUCAUGGCCAAAUUUAUUGAAGUGUAACACAAAUUAUAUAUUUGUGUGUGCCUGGUUAGGAAUUUGUAUGAUGUACUUACUAGAAAAACUAUGUCAUAUCAGUGUAAUAGUUGUACCCUUACAAGCGUUGAAUAUUUAUGAAACAUUUUAUUUCUUUUGUUUUUAAAGCCGCAGACUUGUAUUUUAUUUAUUGCAUUUAGACAACAACAUGCGUCCGUGUUUUCUACAUUGCACGCUCUGUAAUAUUUUGAAUGUUAUAGUAAUUUUUGCUUUUUAAAAUCUGUGAUUUAUGUGCAGUAGAAUGAUUUGUAAUUUAUGAUUAUUUCUUUUCAUAUUUUUAAUGAGCCAUUUGCUAAUAUUAUAUACACUUCUCCAUUUAUUAUAAUAAACACAUAUUCCAUUAUUGGAAUUAUUUCAGAAUGGGAAUCACAAGACUACAAAAACUAUUCUCCUGCAUAAGAAAGGUGAUAAUACCAGUAAAGAAAAUUAUCGUCCGAGAGCAAUUACGUCUUAUAUUUAGGGACACCUGUAUUUCGCUAAUACAUUUCGUGUCAAGGUAUUUAACAAAACACUGUAGAUUUUUCUUGUAAUUAUUGGCUGUGGUCGGUGAAGGCUGUUUUCCCGCACUUGACGGGGCCAAUGAGGACGUAGUUACCGUACUGCUGCACGCCCGCAAUUCGCCAAACCUCUAAGAAAAAAAAGCUACAGUUAUGUGUGAAAUAGCCUGACACGAGAUGUAUUCACGAAAUACAGGUGUCCUUAAUUAUAUCGAAAAAUAUUUGAACAUUGUAUGAUAAUUUUAAGUAUGAAAAGUACAAAAUACUUUCAAAUUUAAUACAUGGUUUUACAUCAACUCUAAGCACUAAAACCCAUACUGCUUAUUAUCUACAAAAUAAAUCUAUACACGGCAACUGAUUAUGAAUCAGUUGAGUUUUUUUUAUAAAGCAUCUAAGGCCUUGAUUGUAUAAAUAUAUUGUUGGAUAAAUUAACUAAACUAGGAAUACUAUAAAAUGCACAAAAAUAGAAGAGUUUGAUCUCAAUGACAUAAAGCAUAAUUUAUCUAUUUAGCACAGCCUGUAUAAUUGCUUCCCCAUUGUCAAGACUAAAAUUAAAAAAACUGCGAAAGAAGCAGUAUAAAAUAUCUAUCUCAUUAUCUUUGCGGGUGACUCAAAUAUCAUACAAACAAAACGAAACGCAAGAAAGCAUAUUUUAAACACUGUAAAUAACUUAGAUUUUAAAUAAAAGGAUAAUAAUCAGUUUGUAAAAUUUAGUUUUAACGAUGAGUUGUAAACAGAACAUCAAACAUAUAUCAUAGGUGUUACUGCGAACAGAGAACUCUCACAAACAAUACAAUUCCUUUCUGCGCAACCUGCAAGCUCCGGUACCUUCUGUAAAAAAAAAUAUAUAAAUGUAAAACUUUUCCGGAAGUCGUACCAUGGUAAUGACUAAAAUAUGUAGCCUUACUUCUAAAUCUAAUUAUCUAGAGAACAAAUUGUAUUACAUUAUUUUCAUGAUUUAAACGGUAGCAAAAUUAACACCUACAUACGAACAGAAGUUUGCUCUUUUAUUCAUUUUUUUAGUUACGUGAUAAUUUUUUUGAGUUAUAAAGAAAUCCAACUUAAACAGUAAAAAAGAAAGGCUUUUAAUGAAAAAACCUACUCAGUCAUUAUAGAUAACUGUUCAAACCAUUUAAGAUUCAUCCUGUUACAUAAAUUUUUAUAUUCAUAUACAUCUAAUGUAUACACAUAUCAGAAAAAAGGCAAUAAAUUCAUAUUAACUUCAUUAUCAAACUAUAAUAAAACACAAAAUACACUUGCAGAGAACCACCAAAUAUAUUGCGUAAGUGUUUCUGCAAUGAGUUAAACUUUAAAAUUGACUUUAUUAUUUCCAAAAAAUAAUUUAAAACUCCAAGCAAAUGUAAGAACACGUCUUCUAGAUAUAAUGUAAGAUUAUAAUGCCGUGUCCGAAUUCGCCUGAAGAAUAUACUUGUAGAUACUUUGGAAGUGACUUUGCAAGACUGUCAGAAAUGGACGUGAAGUAUGUAUGCUAUGCAAUACGCAAGUAAAUGAGUCUGUGUAAUUCUCGCGUACUUGAAGUUGAAAAUACUUCUUCAUUUGAAAUAUUUUUGGUCAUAUUUUAUAUAUCAUUUAAAUAAUUUAAGAGGACGUAAAAUAAAUAUAAUUUAUUUUGUAUUUUACUGGUAUCUAUAAAUAAAUUGACAAAAUUAAUUUAUGUAUAUGGAUGUUUACAACGAAGUUUCAACAAACACAUGUACAUAUUUAGCCUACAGAUCGUUACUACAAAACAAAAGUACAAUAAUAAUGUAUGUUGCCGUAAAUUCACGUGACAGCGAUGAAGUGUUAAAAAAAAAAGUACUAAUUUCACAUGCGUUUUCGGCUGGCUAAACAUUGAACUUAUCCGGAUUCGUUAAAGGCAAGUGAAGUACGUAAGGUUGCAAACAUGUAACUGCAUUACUUUCUGAUUAAUUUUAAUAAAAUUAUGCAUAUAUCCAAAAAAUGUUCAGUUAAAAUUAGUAUUGUAUUGUAUUGUAUUUUAUUGUAUUGGUGUUUGUAUCUGGGUAUAUUUUUAUUGUGUGUUUAAGAUUUAUUGACUUUUGUGCCUCAUGUACUUUUGGUGAAAAAUGAAAAUGUAAUUAUGUAUUAUUAUCAGGGCCCAAAGCAAAACUAUUUGUUCGUUGGCCGAAAAUGAAAUGUAGUUAUACUUGUAUAUCUAAGAAAAAUAUUUGUAUUUUGUAUGAAUGUAAGUAUUUUAUUAUGUAAAUUUUUAUUACUUACAAAUAUUUCGUACUCAUAAUAUCUAGUUUCCAUUUGUCUUAAGACAUAAUAAAAUGAUAUACUAAGCAAAAAAUGUUUAUUGGUUCGCAAUUUUUCAUUGUUACAAUAUUUUAAAAUGAAAAAUUUGCUAUUCAGCAAUAUCAACUUCUAAAACGUGAGUAAAAAUUAUCAUUAAAUUAUA